Molecule: messenger RNA, 1311 nt
Organism: Protobothrops mucrosquamatus (brown spotted pit viper)
Lineage: Eukaryota; Metazoa; Chordata; Lepidosauria; Squamata; Viperidae
Gene: BLMH
Product: bleomycin hydrolase
Exons: 11
Biological process (GO): L-homocysteine catabolic process; proteolysis; response to toxic substance
Cellular component (GO): cytoplasm
Molecular function (GO): cysteine-type aminopeptidase activity
Source: RefSeq, a predicted model, not a curated record
GAUUGAGCCUGAAAAAGUCCUCCGCCUUCCUCAAAGCGUUGAAAGGGGAGCCUCGCUAUGUCUUGGCCCAGAAUGUGGCUACUUCAACGGACCUCCUGGAGGGAACCCUUGACCGGGAAGUUGUCCAAAACACCCUGCAGGUCUUCCAACACGCCGUACCGGCUGAAGGGAAGCCGAUCACCAACCAAAAGAAUUCAGGACGCUGCUGGAUCUUCUCCUGCCUGAACGUGAUGCGCCUGCCCUUCAUGAAGAAGCUCAACAUUGAGGAGUUCGAAUUCAGCCAGUCCUACCUCUUCUUUUGGGACAAGGUCGAGCGCUGCUACUACUUCCUCCACGCCUUCAUUGAGACCGCCCAGGAGCCCGUCGACGGACGGCUGAUCCAGUUCCUGCUCACCAACCCCUCCAACGAUGGCGGCCAGUGGGACAUGCUGGUGAACAUCAUUGAAAAGUACGGCGUUGUCCCCAAAAAGGUUUUUCCUGAAUCCAGCACUUCCGAGACCUCCAGACGGAUGAAUGACAUUCUAAACAAUAAGAUGCGGGAAUAUUGCCUCCGACUAAGAAACAUGGUAGAAACGGAAUGCAGCAAAGAGGAACUUUCCGGAGCCGUGGACACCAUGAUAGAAGAGGUCUUCCGGGUGGUCAGCAUCUGCCUGGGGAACCCCCCUACCACCUUCUCCUGGGAAUAUUACGACAAGGAGAAAAACUACCACAAGAUCGGUCCGAUCAGCCCUGCGAAGUUUUACCAGGAACACGUCAAGCCGCUCUUUGAUAUGGAGAGCAAGGUGUGUCUCGUGAACGAUCCUCGACCCCGGAACAAAUACAACCAGCUCUACACGGUGGAGUACCUGGGCAACAUGGUGGGCGGCCGGAAGACCCUGUACAACAAUCAGCCGGUGGAGCUGUUGAAAAAGAUGGCGGCGGCAUCCAUUCAGGAUGGAGAGGCCGUGUGGUUCGGCUGCGACGUCGGGAAGUGUUUUAACAGCAAGCUGGGCAUCAACGACAUGAAGAUACCCAGCCCUGUUCCCGAAGAACCGGAGGAGGGCUACGAGAAGUGGCGCGUGGAGAAUUCGUGGGGCGAAGACCGUGGGAAUAAAGGUUACCUGCUCAUGACGGACGCCUGGUUCUCCGAGUUUGUGUACGAAGUGGUAGUUGACCGCAAACACGUCCCGGAGGAAGUCUUGGGGGUCUUACAGCAGGAGCCCCUUCGCCUGCCCGCCUGGGAUCCAAUGGGGGCUUUGGCCAACUGAGCGGUCGGGACGAGGAGGGGACACCCCCCCUCUCCUUCUGGGUCAACUCCAAGCCAGCAGGGAC